Messenger RNA from Zea mays, 864 nucleotides. Its product is annotated as agamous-like MADS-box protein AGL80. The transcript has a single exon. NCBI's taxonomy places the organism in Eukaryota, Viridiplantae, Streptophyta, Magnoliopsida, Poales, Poaceae. The coding region runs from base 1 to 864 and encodes 287 amino acids. Gene Ontology annotation, molecular function: cis-regulatory region sequence-specific DNA binding; DNA-binding transcription factor activity, RNA polymerase II-specific; protein dimerization activity. Gene Ontology annotation, biological process: positive regulation of transcription by RNA polymerase II. The record is from RefSeq and is a predicted model, not a curated record.
AUGGCUCGCAAGAAGGUGACCCUGCAGUGGAUCGCCAACGACUCGACCCGGCGCGCCACCUUCAAGAAGCGGCGCAAGGGGCUGAUGAAGAAGGCGAGCGAGCUGGCGACGCUGUGCGACGUGGACGCCUGCGUGGUGGUGUACGGCGACGGGGAGUCGCAGCCCGAGGUGUGGCCGGACGACGUGGCCAAGGCGGCCCAGGUGCUGGCCCGCUUCAAGGCGAUGCCGGAGCUGGACCAGUGCAAGAAGAUGAUGGACAUGGAGGGCUUCCUGAACCAGCGCAUCGACAAGCUCAGGGAGCAGCUGCGCAAGGCGCGGCGCGAGAACCACGAGCGCGAGACGGCGCUCCUCCUGCACGACGCCAUCGCCGGCCGCCGCCCGGGCCUCGCGGGCCUCUCCGUCGAGGAGAUCGCCGGCCUCGGCUGGAUGGUGGAGAACCGCCUCAACGGCGUCAAGGAUGCCAUCGAGCGCCUCCAGGCCGCCACCGCCGGGAAGGGCGGCCAGGACGUCGUCCUCCCCGACCCUGCGACUGCGACGACGAACCUGCAGCUGCAGCUGCCUCAGGUGAGCCUGCUGCCGCUGGUGCCCUACAGCGUCGACGCCCCCGCCGAGCACGGGCACGCGGGCGUUGUCCAUGAGGCGGCUGCGCAGCCGCAGGCGCCCAGCUGGUUGAUGGAAGUGGCCAAGGCCGGAGGGGACCUCGGCGCGCUCGUCUACAGUGGCUUCGGUGGUGGGCGCGGGAGCUUCGGAGGCGCCGGCGGCACCAGCGUUGGGGUGGUGGCUGACAUGCUGCCUCAUCUGGGCAAUUUGGGCGCCGGAUUUGGGUGGGCUGAUCCUGGCCUUUCUCCUUUCCCUCCGAUCUGA